This is a messenger RNA of Musa acuminata subsp. malaccensis (wild Malaysian banana), 1161 nucleotides long. Its product is annotated as aquaporin NIP2-1. Gene Ontology annotation, biological process: transmembrane transport. The record is from RefSeq and is a predicted model, not a curated record. NCBI's taxonomy places the organism in Eukaryota, Viridiplantae, Streptophyta, Magnoliopsida, Zingiberales, Musaceae. Gene Ontology annotation, molecular function: channel activity. Gene Ontology annotation, cellular component: membrane.
AAGAAGAACGCAAAGCAUAAACUGAGCUGCUGGACUUGUUUGGAGAUUGGAGAUGGCUUCUUCCCAUGUAAGGCCUAACAACUCCAACGAAAUCCAUGACAUAGACGUCGUCACAGCUCAAACGUUGACCACCCCAAGCUUCUUCGACCCCCCCAGAGUCCAUCGUCGGAGAAAUUUGAAGGAACUCUUUCCACCAUUUCUUCCCAGAAAGGUUGUGUCUGAGAUGAUAGCUACAUUUUUACUUGUGUUCGUGACCUGCGGAGCUGGUGCGUUAAACAAGAACAACCCGGGCGUGGUGUCGCAAUUAGGGCAAUCGGUCGCCGGUGGCUUGAUCGUCACUGUGAUGAUCUAUGCGGUUGGCCAUAUUUCCGGGGCGCACAUGAACCCCGCAGUCACGUUAGCCUUCGCCGUGGCCCGGCAUUUCCCAUGGAUACAGGUGCCCUUCUAUAUGUUAGCUCAGAUAGCAGGGUCUACGACCGCCUCGUACAUCCUACGUGAGCUGCUCGAUCCCAUUCAUGAUCUAGGGACGACGACGCCGUCUCACACUGCCGCGAAAGCCUUGGUGGCGGAGAUCGUAGUGACCUUUAACAUGAUGUUCGUGACCGCGGCGGUAGCGACGGACACAAAAGCCGUAGGAGAGUUAGCAGGCCUCGCAGUUGGCUCAGCAGUUUGCAUCACCUCCAUCUUAGCGGGGCCCAUCUCGGGAGGGUCAAUGAAUCCAGCAAGGACGCUGGGACCGGCGUUGGCAAGCAACAAGUUUGACUCGCUGUGGGUGUACUUCGUUGGCCCGCCCGUGGGCACAGUAGCAGGGGCUUUGGCCUACAGCUUUAUACGACUAGAUGAGCACUCGUUAUCGUCACAGAAGGACAGCCAGAAGUCACCCUCCCUCAAGAUGCGUCGCGUGCAGAGCCAGGACAUGGCGAGUCCCACUAAUGAUGCUUUUGAAUCCGGCGUUUAGUUGUCUGAUGGGGUGAUCUCAUUGUGCCUUUCCUCCUUUAUGUAAUAAGAAGGUUAGUUGUAGUUUAUGCUAGCGGAUGAUAUGGUCAUCUCUCUUGUACCGCUAUGGCACUGAUUUAAGACAAGUCAUGUCUCGUAGCUGUUGGAUACUACUCUUAGCAGAUGAUAAUUUUCUCCCUAUGAAUCAGUAUGUUCUUCGUAUUA